AUGUGUCAAAACAACGUAGAUUUGAAGAAUUUCUUGAAAACAAUUGAUAAUAAUUUUUAUAAAGAAGCAAUAUUACCUCGUGAUGCUUUAUUUGGUGGGCGAACUGAAAAUUUUUGUGUUUCACAUACUGUUACUGGUUCUCAAAAGAUAUACUACGUGGACGUCACAUCACUUUAUCCUUCGGUAUUGAAGAAAAAUAUUUACCCGCUAGGCCAGCCUAAAGUUUUUGUUCUGGAUGAUAUACGUGAGCUUUGUCCAGAUAAUAACAUAAAAAAUUGUACUCAUAACGAAUCAGAACGAGCACUUAUUGGUACUUGGGUAUCUGAAGAGUUGAAAGUAGCGGUUGAGAAAGGGUAUAAAAUUUUACAAAUAAAAGAAAUAUGGCAUUGGGAUAAAACAACUCAAUAUGACCCGAAAACUAGAACUGGUGGUCUAUUUACAGGUUAUAUAAAUAAAUUUUUAAAAAUAAAACAAGAAGCUAGUGGUUGGCCUGUAGAGUGCGUUGAUGACGCAUCAAAACAAGCAUACAUAGAUAAUUAUAGUAAAGUAGAGGGAAUUGAUUUAGAUCCUACGAAAAUUGAAAAAAAUCCUGGUUUACGUCAAGUUAGUAAAAAUAACUUGAAUUCGCUUUGGGGUAGGCUAGCAAUGGAUAAUAUUUCGGAUAUGUACAGUAUUAUUCAAAAUAUUCAAGAUUUUAAUAAAAUUAUUGAAAAUGCCAAUAUUAAAGUUUCUUGCAUAACUAUUAUCGAUGAUGAUACACUAUUUGUCAAUUGGAAAUAUGUUGAAAGUUGUGAUAGAACUGAUAGCUCAACUAAUCCAGUUCUAGGCGCAUUCACGACUGCGCAUGCGCGCUUAGAAUUAUACAAAUAUCUUGAUAAAGUUCAGUCACGAGUAUUGUAUGUUGAUACUGACUCUAUAGUUUUUAUUUCUGAGAAUGAAAAUGAUAAACUGCCAUUAGGUAAUUAUUUAGGUGAUCUCACUGAUGAGCUUGAUGGUGGUUACAUAAAAACUUUUAUUUCUGGGGGCCCUAAAUUUUAUAGUUAUAUUGCUGAAAAACCUGAUGGUACAAUAAGUAAAGUAUGUAAAUUAAAAGGUGUGCGCCUUGACGUUAAUGCUCAAAAAUUAGUCAAUUAUGAUAGUAUUAAGACUUUAACUGAUGGUGAAAACGACAAAAUUAUUGUAACUUGUGACUCAAUACGUAGAACUAAAGAACAUGAUGUACAUACAAUAUCAGAAUCGAAAAUUGUACGUGUUACCGGUCCGAAACGGAAAUUUACGGCUAACAUGAAUAAUACAUUACCGUACGGUUAUAAUACUAUGUAUAAUAGCGGUAAAAAAAGACAUGGGGGCUUAACUACUGAGUAUAAUACUAGCCAGUAUAAUACCAGUAAAAAAAGACCUAGGGACUUAACGACUGAGUAUAAUACAUGUAAUAAUACUGUAAAUAAACGUGCUAAAUAUGUUAUAUGA
Aphidius gifuensis is the source of this 1470-nucleotide messenger RNA. RefSeq lists its product as uncharacterized. The transcript has 2 exons. NCBI's taxonomy places the organism in Eukaryota, Metazoa, Arthropoda, Insecta, Hymenoptera, Braconidae. Gene Ontology annotation, molecular function: DNA binding; nucleotide binding; DNA-directed DNA polymerase activity. The coding region runs from base 1 to 1470 and encodes 489 amino acids. Gene Ontology annotation, biological process: DNA replication. The record is from RefSeq and is a predicted model, not a curated record.